Molecule: messenger RNA, 3630 nt
Organism: Gigantopelta aegis
Lineage: Eukaryota; Metazoa; Mollusca; Gastropoda; Neomphalida; Peltospiridae
Exons: 3
Coding region: 1-3630 (1209 amino acids)
Source: RefSeq, a predicted model, not a curated record
AUGUUAGUCCCGCCAGUGUUCAUCACUGUAGACUUGGCUUGUGUCAUGUUAGUCUCGCCAGUGUUCAUCAGACAUCACCUGGCUUGUGUCAUGUUAGUCCCGCCAGUGUUCAUCACAGAUCACUUGGCUUGUGUCAUGUUAGUCCCGCCAGUGUUCAUCACAGAUCACUUGGCUUGUGUCAUGUUAGUCCCGCCAGUGUUCAUCACAGAUCACUUGGCUUGUGUCAUGUUAGUCCCGCCAGUGUUCACCACAGAUCACUUGGCUUGUGUCAUGUUAGUCCCGCCAGUGUUCACCACAGAUCACUUGGCUUGUGUCAUGUUAGUCCCGCCAGUGUUCAUCACAGAUCACUUGGCCUGUGUCAUGUUAGUCUCGCCAGUGUUCAUCAGAGAUCACUUGGCUUGUGUCAUGUUAGUCCCGCCAGUGUUCAUCACAGAUCACUUGGCUUGUGUCAUGUUAGUCUCGCCGGUGUUCAUCACAGAUCACUUGGCUUUUGUCAUGUUAGUCCCGCCAGUGUUCAUCACAGAUCACUUGGCUUGUGUCAUGUUAGUCUCGCCGGUGUUCAUCACAGUAGACUUGGCUUGUGUCAUGUUAGUCCCGCCAGUGGUCAUCACAGAUCACUUGGCCUGUGUCAUGUUAGUCCCGCCGGUGUUCAUCACAGAUCACUUGGCUUGUGUCAUGUUAGUCCCGCCGGUGUUCAUCACAGAUCACUUGGCUUGUGUCAUGUUAGUCUCGCCAGUGUUCAUCAGAGAUUACUUGGCUUGUGUCAUGUUAGUCCCGCCGGUGUUCAUCACAGUAGACUUGGCUUGUGUCAUGUUAGUCCCGCCGGUGUUCAUCACAGAUCACUUGGCUUGUGUCAUGUUAGUCCCGCCGGUGUUCAUCACAGAUCACUUGGCUUGUGUCAUGUUAGUCCCGCCGGUGUUCAUCACAGAUCACUUGGCUUGUGUCAUGUUAGUCUCGCCAGUGUUCAUCGGAGAUUACUUGGCUUGUGUCAUGUUAGUCCCGCCGGUGUUCAUCACAGUAGACUUGGCUUGUGUCAUGUUAGUCCCGCCAGUGUUCAUCACAGAUCACUUGGCUUGUGUCAUGUUAGUCCCGCCGGUGUUCAUCAGAGAUCACUUGGCUUGUGUCAUGUUAGUCCCGCCGGUGUUCAUCACAGAUCACUUGGCUUGUGUCAUGUUAGUCCCGCCAGUGUUCAUCACAGAUCACUUGGCUUGUGUCAUGUUAGUCCCGCCGGUGUUCAUCACAGUAGACUUGGCUUGUGUCAUGUUAGUCCCGCCAGUGUUCAUCACAGAUCACUUGGCCUGUGUCAUGUUAGUCUCGCCAGUGUUCAUCAGAGAUCACUUGGCUUGUGUCAUGUUAGUCCCGCCAGUGUUCAUCACAGAUCACUUGGCUUGUGUCAUGUUAGUCUCGCCGGUGUUCAUCACAGAUCACUUGGCUUUUGUCAUGUUAGUCCCGCCAGUGUUCAUCACAGAUCACUUGGCUUGUGUCAUGUUAGUCUCGCCGGUGUUCAUCACAGUAGACUUGGCUUGUGUCAUGUUAGUCCCGCCAGUGGUCAUCACAGAUCACUUGGCCUGUGUCAUGUUAGUCCCGCCGGUGUUCAUCACAGAUCACUUGGCUUGUGUCAUGUUAGUCCCGCCGGUGUUCAUCACAGAUCACUUGGCUUGUGUCAUGUUAGUCUCGCCAGUGUUCAUCAGAGAUUACUUGGCUUGUGUCAUGUUAGUCCCGCCGGUGUUCAUCACAGUAGACUUGGCUUGUGUCAUGUUAGUCCCGCCGGUGUUCAUCACAGAUCACUUGGCUUGUGUCAUGUUAGUCCCGCCGGUGUUCAUCACAGAUCACUUGGCUUGUGUCAUGUUAGUCCCGCCGGUGUUCAUCACAGAUCACUUGGCUUGUGUCAUGUUAGUCUCGCCAGUGUUCAUCGGAGAUUACUUGGCUUGUGUCAUGUUAGUCCCGCCGGUGUUCAUCACAGUAGACUUGGCUUGUGUCAUGUUAGUCCCGCCAGUGUUCAUCACAGAUCACUUGGCUUGUGUCAUGUUAGUCCCGCCGGUGUUCAUCAGAGAUCACUUGGCUUGUGUCAUGUUAGUCCCGCCGGUGUUCAUCACAGAUCACUUGGCUUGUGUCAUGUUAGUCCCGCCAGUGUUCAUCACAGAUCACUUGGCUUGUGUCAUGUUAGUCCCGCCGGUGUUCAUCACAGUAGACUUGGCUUGUGUCAUGUUAGUCCCGCCAGUGUUCAUCACAGAUCACUUGGCUUGUGUCAUGUUAGUCCCGCCGGUGUUCAUCAGAGAUCACUUGGCUUGUGUCAUGUUAGUCCCGCCAGUGUUCAUCACAGAUCACUUGGCUUGUGUCAUGUUAGUCCCGCCAGUGUUCAUCACAGAUCACUUGGCUUGUGUCAUGUUAGUCCCGCCAGUGUUCACCACAGAUCACUUGGCUUGUGUCAUGUUAGUCCCGCCAGUGUUCACCACAGAUCACUUGGCUUGUGUCAUGUUAGUCCCGCCAGUGUUCACCACAGAUCACUUGGCUUGUGUCAUGUUAGUCCCGCCAGUGUUCAUCACAGAUCACUUGGCCUGUGUCAUGUUAGUCCCGUCAGUGUUCAUCACAGAUCACUUGGCCUGUGUCAUGUUAGUCUCGCCAGUGUUCAUCACAGAUCACUUGGCUUGUGUCAUGUUAGUCCCGCCAGUGUUCAUCAGAGAUCACUUGGCUUGUGUCAUGUUAGUCCCGCCGGUGUUCAUCACAGAUCACUUGGCUUGUGUCAUGUUAGUCUCGCCGGUGUUCAUCACAGAUCACUUGGCUUUUGUCAUGUUAGUCCCGCCAGUGUUCAUCACAGAUCACUUGGCUUGUGUCAUGUUAGUCUCGCCGGUGUUCAUCACAGUAGACUUGGCUUGUGUCAUGUUAGUCCCGCCAGUGGUCAUCACAGAUCACUUGGCUUGUGUCAUGUUAGUCCCGCCAGUGGUCAUCACAGAUCACUUGGCCUGUGUCAUGUUAGUCCCGCCGGUGUUCAUCACAGAUCACUUGGCUUGUGUCAUGUUAGUCUCGCCAGUGUUCAUCAGAGAUUACUUGGCUUGUGUCAUGUUAGUCCCGCCGGUGUUCAUCACAGUAGACUUGGCCUGUGUCAUGUUAGUCCCGCCAGUGUUCAUCACAGAUCACUUGGCCUGUGUCAUAAUAGGCCACAACGUCGACCCUUUGCAACGGAAGAUGUUGGAUUUUUGUGAACUAUACUUGUCAGUUCGUAACGAUUCUUCUCAGUUUGUAGCGAUACUUGUCACGUCGACGGUCGUCCAACGACCAUCACGCCGGUGGCAACACGGCAGCUACACGGAAGAACCCGUACAAACACGGACAAACACGGCAGCAACACGGACGAACCCGUACAAACACGGACAAACACGGCAGCAACACGCAAUCAACACGGCGCCCACACGGAUGACCAAGGACCGUCCCGGACAGUCACGGCAGAGCGACGGACUAACACGGACCAACACGGCAGAGACACGGACAGCCCCGAAUAAACACGGACCAACACGGCGUCUACACAGACCAUCCCGAACCUACACGGCAGCGACACGGACCAACACGGCAGCGACACGGACCAACACGGUCCACCCCGGACCGUUAAUAACUUGUAUGAAAGCAGGCUGA